Arachis stenosperma is the source of this 819-nucleotide messenger RNA. RefSeq lists its product as uncharacterized. The transcript is spliced from 2 exons. The record is from RefSeq and is a predicted model, not a curated record. Bases 1 to 819 code for a protein of 272 amino acids. Lineage: Eukaryota; Viridiplantae; Streptophyta; Magnoliopsida; Fabales; Fabaceae.
AUGACGGCCAAGAAUCAAGAAGCUUCCAUCAAGAACAUGGAAAGACAAAUAGGCCAGCUCUCUAAACACUUCGCAACAGAGAGACCAUCAAGCUCCCUGCCAAGUGACACAAUUCCAAAUCCUAAGGAAGAGUGUAAGGCAAUACAGUUGAGGAGUGGGAGAACAUUGGUGAGCAACAAUGACACCACAAGGAAACAAGUGGAGAGCAGCAAAAAGCCAAUAGAUACAGAGGAAGCUAAUGAUCAAGAUAGGGUGCCAAACAAGAACACAGAGAACCCCAAAAGAGAAGAAGACCAGCCAAUCAAUACACAUAAGGAAAAAGAUGAAGCGAUUCAAGGACAACAGAAAAAGGAGAAGAACCUCACCCCUCCACUACCAUAUCCACAGAGGUUCAACAAAGAAGCCAAAGAUCAUCACUUCCACAAAUUCCUGGAAACUUUCAAGAAGCUGGAAAUCAACAUUCCUCUGGCUGAAGCAUUGGAACAGAUGCCCUUAUAUGCCAAGAAGCUUGCUAUAGAAGAACUCAAACCCACCAGGAUGUCACUAGUCAUGGCUGACAGAUCAACCAAAACGCCCAACGGAAUUGUGGAAAAUCUGCUAGUGAAGGUUGGGGAGUUUAUUUUCCCUGCGGAUUUUGUAAUUUUGGACACCGAAGAGGAAGGAAACAACUCAAUGAUCUUGGGAAGACCAUUUUUAGCAACCGCAAGAGCUAUAAUCGAUGUGGAAAAAGGGGAAAUGACUUUCAGAGUACACAAUGAGCAAAUGGUCAUAAAUGUCUUCAAGUCAAUGCAGCACCCCCCGAACAAGAAGACUACUUAA